AUGAGGAAGCACGGCUGGCAGCUCCCCUACCACCCUCUCCAGGUCUGGUCUUUCUCGCUGUUCCGUUUUUCUCUCAGCAGUUGUGAGUGUGACUCCUCAGCUCUCAUUUCCCUGGGUCAGGUAGUGGCCAUUGCGGUUUUCCUGGCUCUGGGGGUCGCCUUCUACGUGUUUUUCGCCCCAUUUGUCGGAAAUAAGAAGCUUGAGCAUUUGGCAGCCGGGCUCUACACUCCUCUGGUUAGUCAUUUCCACCCAUCAGGUCUCUCAUUUCUUUCAUACAUUAUUCUAUGUCAAAGGUUGACAUUUAUCUCGUUGUCCUUUCUUUUUAUGUGUGGGUCUAUACGUCAUACUGAGCUCUGUAUAGUUUUUAUCUUGCUGUUCAGAAACUCUCCAAUGUUUCCCCUUCACGAUGUAUAUAACACGUGAAAAAAACUUUCUCUUGUAUUCAUAAUGUCCGGUGAAAUUGAAGUUAAGAUAAAGUGUUGGUUGUCUAGCCUGCAUCAUGUUGUACUUUCGGAGGUAGCUCAAACAUAACAUCUGACUUUGGUUAAAUUUUCUAGCUUUCGUGCGUCUUCUGCAUAUACGUUUGGUGCGCAGCAACAGAUCCAGGGGAUGAAGGAAUUUUCAAGUCAAAAAAGUAUCUGGGCGUUGUGGAUGACGAGAAACCUGCCAGCUCAAAGGGACCCAGACAAGGGAACGAGUCCAUUUCCUCUGUUAAUGAAAUGAAUACUGCUACCUUUGGGGAGAAGUCCCUAAAUGAGGCCUCAGCUACCGAUGCUAGUGUUGGGAUAUCGUUGAAUGAGUUCCAAAAAGAAAGUAUUUCUUGUUUUCUGGCUCUGCUGGGAAGGUGCCCUCUUUCGUACGUAUGUCGCCAGUCUCAUUCAUGUGGCCAACGUACAGAGCAACAGAUGAGCGAGGAUGGAUCGUUUUACUGCAGUCUUUGUGAAGUUGAGGUGAGCGGCUAAUGUCUGACCUUGGAUGGCGAUGUUCCAACCUUUUUCUUGCUGAUAGUAUUUUCUGUUCUAUGGUUUGUUUUCAACGUUAUGGUCCAUGUCAUGCAUUAUCCUGAAUUAUAGAGGAUUUAAUGACUUCAUUUUAAGAUAUUUUGAAUCACUGCAGAAGUCAACCAUUAUAUUAUAGUUGGGACCGGUCAACCGGUAUCACAGAAGUCACUGUUUUGUCCAUAGAUUCAGGUGGAAAUGCUGGUUGAAAGAUCAGAUCAUUAGUCUUUAUUGGAGGAAUCGUGCCCGUGGGCUAUGCAUUGAUAGCAUCCCUCAUGUACAUCUACAUAAAUGAUAGCAAAAAUGAGCUGCUGCUGAGGUGUAGUUACCUGAAAGUCAAUGAAAAUCCAGAUGAUUUUCUUGCAGAAAAUUUUCUUUUAUGGUCAUCCUUUUGUAGCAGUAGGUGAUAAUCCUAACGGAAAUUUAGUUUUGUCUUUGGUGUCAGUUUAAACUCUUGAUCAGGUGCUUUUUCCCAGCUCUAUAAAUUUUAUAAUUCUUGAACAUAAAUUAGAUAAUCUUUUUGAGUAACAAUUGCAGCUGUCGUCAUAUCUUUGCUCUUCAGAGGAAUGAAGCAUACAGAUCAUCUGAUGAUCCACUCUAGUUUUUAUUGACUGCAAUGAAUAAUCUGUACAUCGGAUUUAAUCCUCAAGCUCCUAUCCCAAUCCCGCAGGUGUACAAGUAUAGCAAGCACUGCAGAGUCUGUGAUAAAUGUGUGGAUGGUUUUGAUCACCAUUGCAGGGUACUGAGCUCUUCUCAAAAUCUCAUCUGUACCCCUUCAAGGAUAUCUGACACCAUCCCUUCCCUUCAAUUUGCAGUGGCUCAACAAUUGCAUCGGCAGAAGAAACUACCGAGGGUUCUUCAUCCUCAUGGUAUCUGCUCUUCUCAUGGUACGCCGCUCUUAGAGACGAUCUCCUCAGAAGUUGUCUCCCCCAAUCACAGAUUUAGCAAUCAUCCCUCUCACAUCCACAGCCCUCGCUUGCUCCGCCCCACAAGCACCGUCUUUCUGGUCCUUUUCAUUUGGGAUAUUUAUUGACAGGCAUGGGUGGUUUGUGCACCUUGGGCUUGAGCUUGCAGCUUAUUCUACAGUGGUCAGCGGGGGUGUUCAUCUUGAUUCGCUGUUUGCUCAAGCAGAGAGAGUUCACAGGGGAUAUAACAUCGAAGCUGGGGAGCAGCUUCUCCUUGCCUGCAUUCGUUGUCGUUGUGGUGGGUCUGCUCUGAUUUUAAUUUUUUAUUGAAGAAAAUCUGAACAUAGGAGAAUUUUAUUUUUUUAAUCUGGAAAUGUGGAAUGACCCUAAUGUUAUUUUAUUAAAAAAAUUAGAUGCUUUUGUUUUCAGGGUUCGUGCUCUUUCUUGGCCAUGGUUGCCACCUUACCGCUCGCCCAGCUUUUUUUCUUCCAUGUCCUCCUCGUAAAAAAGGUAUGUGCUUCGGAAGUUUUGCUUGUUUACUCGUUGACAAUUGUUUAAUGUUCGUCAACUAAUCACAUGCAUCCCUUGCCGCAUUAUAAACAACAGCCGUUGACUAGAACAGGAAAUAUUUAUCUUCCUCUCUCUCUCUCUCUCUCUCUCUAAAAUAUAACUUUUCUUUUCAAGGUUAACUGCAUUCUCUAAUGGGAUUCAUAAAUCUCUAUUCAAAAUAAAGGUCAGCAAACCUUCUAGAACACAGAUGAGCGAGAGUAGUGUUUGAGAUUCAACGUGAUCAUGAUCAUCGUCAACAUCAUCAGCAUCAUUAAAGUCUCAUUUAUUUUUUUCUGGGCAGGGAAUCAGCACGUACGAUUACAUCGUGGCCUUGAGGGAGCAGGAGCAGGAGCAGCAGGGAAUGCGGGGCCAGCAGAGCCCCCUGAUGUCCCCGGUCAGCUCCCUCACCGGGCUGAGCAGCACCAGCUCCUUCACCAACUUCCGCCGCGGCGCCUGGUGCACCCCUCCCCGGCUGUUCCUCGAGGACCACCAGGUUUCUCCUCCUCUUGCCUUCUUUCCUGCUCGAGAGGGAUGGUUGCAGUGGAUCACUCAGUGGGAAUCUUUUCAUCGUCUUUCUUGUCUGCAGUUUGAUGUGGCGCUGCCGGAGGUCGGAGGGUCGUUCCGUUCUGUGGGGAAGAGGCCUGCGGCAGAGCAGGGGAGAAACCCAGUGGCUGUGAAGAUCAGCCCGUGGACGCUGGCACGGAUGAAUGCCGAGGAGGUCGCGAGAACGGCAGCAGAGGCACGGAAGAGGUCCAGGCUGCUGCGGCCGGUGACGAGGAGGGAUGUUCCUGUUGGGCCGGAGACAGACAGCAGCUUCGGCAGUGGCAGCGGCCGAAUGAUGCCGAUUAUCGAGCGAGUGACCAAGGCGACGAACAAGAGGGGGGGCCGGCCACCCACCGGCAACACGCUUCAUGAAGCCCUUGUGAAGACCUCUGCUGGCGGCGCAUCCUCUGGCGUGGCGCCACUCCAGCUCGCGGCGAGGGGCGCAUUCUGCACGAACCAGCCCACGUCCUCCCACGGCGGCGGCGCCGCCGCUGCCUCCCCUGACAGUAGCCGGUCCUCCUCUGUCGCUGAUGAGGCCCGUAAGGGCAUUGUCCACCGCUCCGACGAUGCCACCGAUGGGUACGAGGCCUCCGGCGGAGAGGACAGCGACCGGAUUCCCGCUGGAACCGUCCACCGGCUGCCGAUCUGGAACAACCUCCUCUUUGACUCAGGCCGCAUCGACACCUCCUCUUUGAAAGGGCCAGCUGAUGGCAGGCUCGACUAG
This is a messenger RNA of Spirodela intermedia, 3719 nucleotides long. The record is from the annotation of a GenBank genome assembly. Lineage: Eukaryota; Viridiplantae; Streptophyta; Magnoliopsida; Alismatales; Araceae.